CCCAUUCUACCCUGAGGGUUGUCUCAGAAGAUGGAAUCACCCUCGGCACAUGUGGUCUCCCUGCCAGAGGAUGAGGGGCUGCAGCCCAAGGGCAGCCCUGAAUGCCCUGACCAGCACCCAGGAAGACUGGGCCCGAGAGAGUAUGCCCAGCCUGGGGUUGUGGAGAAGGUGCGACCAAACUGGGACAACCCCCUGCAGUUCUUGCUUACCUGCAUCUCCUAUGCUGUGGGCCUCGGCAAUGUGUGGCGCUUCCCCUACCUGUGCCAGAUGUAUGGCGGAGGGAGUUUCCUGGUCCCCUACAUCGUCAUGCUCAUCGUAGAGGGGAUGCCGCUCUUGUACCUGGAGCUGGCUGUGGGGCAGCGCAUGCGGCAAGGCAGCAUCGGUGCCUGGAGGACCAUCAGCCCCUACCUCAGUGGUGUCGGCAUUGCGAGCUUGGUGGUCUCCUUCUUGAUCUCUGUGUAUUACAAUGUCAUCAACACGUGGUCUCUCUGGUACCUCUUCAAUUCCUUCCAGGAUCCCCUGCCGUGGUCUGUCUGCCCACUGAAUGGUAACCGCACAGGCUAUGAUGAGGAGUGUGAAAAGGCUUCGUCGACGCAGUACUUCUGGUACAGGAAAACACUCAACAUCUCACCAUCCAUCCAGGGGGAUGGAGGAGUGCAGUGGGAGCCAGCACUGUGCCUCACCCUGGCCUGGCUCAUUGUCUAUCUGUGUAUACAGCGGGGUACUGAGUCAACUGGCAAGGUGGUCUAUUUCACUGCAUCGAUGCCCUACUUUGUGCUCAUCAUCUACCUGAUUCGGGGUCUCACACUCCACGGAGCCACCAAUGGCCUGGUAUACCUGUUCACUCCCAAGAUUGAGGAACUAGCCAACCCCAAGGCCUGGAUCAAUGCAGCCACGCAGAUCUUCUUCUCACUGGGCUUGGGGUGUGGUGGCCUGAUUGCCUUUGCUAGCUACAAUGACCCCUCCAACAACUGCCAGAAGCAUGCCAUCAUUGUGUCCAUCAUCAACAGUACCACUGCCAUAUUUUCCAGCAUCGUGACCUUCUCCAUCUAUGGCUUCAAGGCCACGUUCAACUAUGAAAACUGCUUAAACAAGGUGAUUCUGCUGCUGACAAAUUCUUUUGACCUAGAAGAUGGCUUCCUGACAGCCAUCAACCUGGAGGAGGUGAAGAACUACCUGGCCUCCACCUACCCAAGCAAGUACAGUGAAGUGUUCCCACACAUUAGCAACUGCAGCUUGGAGUCAGAGCUGAACACGGCUGUCCAGGGCACGGGCCUGGCCUUCAUCGUCUACACUGAGGCCAUUAAAAACAUGGAUGUGUCCCAGCUGUGGUCAGUUCUCUACUUCCUCAUGCUGCUGACGCUGGGUAUGGGGAGCAUGGUAGGGACAGGAACGGCCAUCCUCACCCCUCUGACGGACAGCAAGGUCAUCUCCAGCUACCUGCCCAAGGAGGCCAUUUCAGGUCUGGUGUGCCUCAUCAGCUGUGCCAUCGGCAUGGUGUUCACCAUGGAGGCUGGGAACUACUGGUUUGACAUCUUCAAUGACUAUGCGGCCACGCUGUCCCUGCUGCUCAUCGUGCUGGUGGAGACCAUAGCUGUGUGCUACGUGUAUGGGCUAAAGAGAUUUGAAAGUGACCUUCAGGCCAUGACUGGCUGCACCCUCAACUGGUACUGGAAGGCCAUGUGGGCGUUUGUGAGUCCAGUGCUCAUCGUCAGCCUCUUUGUCUUCUACCUGAGUGACUACAUCCUCACAGGGACACUGCAGUACCAAGCCUGGGAUGCCACUCAGGGCCACGUGGUGACCAAGGAUUACCCCACACAUGCGCUAGCUGUCAUUGGGAUUCUGGUAGCCUCCUCUACCAUGUGUAUCCCUCUGGUAGCCCUGGUGACUUUUGUCACACGCCACUGCACGAGCAGAGCAAAGUUUCCUACGGCCUGA
Phodopus roborovskii (desert hamster) is the source of this 1938-nucleotide messenger RNA. It is a transcript of the gene Slc6a20, whose product is annotated as solute carrier family 6 member 20. Gene Ontology annotation, biological process: sodium ion transmembrane transport. The record is from RefSeq and is a predicted model, not a curated record. Gene Ontology annotation, cellular component: plasma membrane. The transcript has 11 exons. Gene Ontology annotation, molecular function: L-proline transmembrane transporter activity. NCBI's taxonomy places the organism in Eukaryota, Metazoa, Chordata, Mammalia, Rodentia, Cricetidae. Bases 31 to 1938 code for a protein of 635 amino acids.